This is a messenger RNA of Alternaria arbusti, 1020 nucleotides long. RefSeq lists its product as uncharacterized. Lineage: Eukaryota; Fungi; Ascomycota; Dothideomycetes; Pleosporales; Pleosporaceae. Bases 1 to 1020 code for a protein of 339 amino acids. The transcript has a single exon. The record is from RefSeq and is a predicted model, not a curated record.
AUGGUCGCUUGCGAGAUGCGAGAUCUGCCGCUCAGGGUGAAUGAAGUGGUCUUUAGGCCCUUUCGAUACAUCAAGAGCCCGCAGGAAGGGUCUGAUAUCUGGGAUGCGUGGUCUCAAGCAGGGAAGUACGACUUCUUAUUGGAACGUCUGCACUUCUUGCAGGAAGAAGCUUUCGUAUUGGGAGCAUCAACAUCAGGUCAGUCCAUCAUUGCUGUCAAAUGUCUUCCACCAAAGCCACGUCAUGCUAACCGUCAUGUUAUAGCUCUGGAGCAGCUCGCGAAAGACGUGUCCGAGCAGUAUCCCGACAGCUGCAUCAGCGAUCUUCUCACUCGGAUCUCCAAGUACGAGGACGAAGAUUAUGUGCCUCUGAAGGACAUCAUGGGAAAUCCAUCAUCGAUGACAUACCAUGAUCGUGAAGUCCUUCAGGCUUGUCUUCCAAGUCUGACUUCGCAGGCAGACUUUUCAGAACGGCUCAAAUCACGAAGCUGCUGUGUGGAUAUCCUCGGUUUUGGCCCUGCGCUCAAGCUUAGUAGAUUCCGCACCAACAUACCCCGAAGAAACCGCGGAUUCAGCAUCUUGGAUCGGCUCAUGAAGAAUUGGUACGAAACCAGUCCUCAUGAUGAGCGUGAGAGGCAGUCCAUAGAGCAGCUGAGUCUUCUGAAACUCGAUCAUAUGCGAUCAACAAUCGCUACUACGCUAUGGCAGCCCUGGGCCUUACCUACUGAAUACCAAUUGAUCGAAGUACGAGACCUUUUUGAAGCUCCACGCCCAGACACAUGGUACAACUUCGAAGUCUCUCUACCUGAUCUAAGAUACUUCCAAUCAGCCACAUCCCAGGCGAUACGAUUCCUGGACGCACUACAGCCUCAGUAUCGUAAUCAGAUGCGGAAUGUCAAGAUACUGGAAGAAGAGAAGUCUGUCGCCCUUCCAGAAUGUCACCUACGAGGGAUACUAGCUACCUGCGAUGCGGUUCCGCAAUUAUCGGUGGAUAGAUAUGUCGACCUCUGGCGGUGCGUGUAA